GAAUUCUAAAAGAAUUCGAAUUGCAAGUGAAUUAUUCCAUUUUUUUAGGUAACAUUAUGUUUUUUGUUUAUAGCGAUAUUUAUUUAUUCAUUAUUCAUUUAUUUAUUUUUCUCUUUAGCGCAUAUUCACACUUUUUAAUUAAUUUUUUUUGAGAGUACAACCUUUUUUUGUUUAUGACAUUUUUUACACAACCAUAUGUACGCGCAAUUAUUUUCUCGCCCAUGGUGAUAAAUGGACAUAUUAUUCUUUCAAUACAUUGGAUGCGCAGCUUUUUGCGUGUGCUUUAACAUUGUAUAAGGAAAAGACAUUUCGACCUCUGUUUUUCCCACUUUGCAAUUUUUUUGCGCUCACAUUUUUGUUUUAAUAAAUUCUCUGUAACAGUUUUGCACGAACGUUCUCCUAUUCACAAUUUUGCGUUCGUAAGUUUUUCAUUUUUUUUUGUAAUAUUCUCCAAGUAGUAAACACUUUUCAGACAAUUACAUAAAGAAAAAAAAAGGGAAGUUUUACUAAUAAUUUUUGUCAAAAAAAGGGCAGUUUUACUAAUAAUUUUUCUUAAAAAAAAGGACAAAUUAAUUUACUGUUUAAUUUUUGCAUAAAUCUUCAAAUAGUUUAAAUAAUAUAAACAAUGGCUCAUAGCGCAGGGUCCCCGUACUCCCUGUACUCAGGGGUAGACGUUAGCAAGCCAUUCAGUUCCCUUAAUGAGCCGCAUUAUGUGUCCGAACCUUACUACCCCCCAACCCCCAUAAUUAGUAACAUGUUUCACGGAAGCUUUCCGAGUUAUUACGUCGAUGAUGAUGAUGAUGUGGAAGAUUUUCUUAGGAAAGAAUCAAAAGUCGGUCAAGAGCCCAAACCAGAUGAAAAUAAAAAGGAGGAAGUAGACAACACGAAUAAAAUGCUGAAUUUAUUUCAAGUGGUUAUGAUCAUCGUUCUUUUGUUGCGAUUAGGCGUAAGUUUGAAAUAG
Plasmodium vivax (malaria parasite P. vivax) is the source of this 961-nucleotide messenger RNA. RefSeq lists its product as hypothetical. NCBI's taxonomy places the organism in Eukaryota, Apicomplexa, Aconoidasida, Haemosporida, Plasmodiidae. The record is from RefSeq and is a predicted model, not a curated record. The coding region runs from base 626 to 961 and encodes 111 amino acids. The transcript has a single exon.